Striga asiatica is the source of this 324-nucleotide messenger RNA. NCBI's taxonomy places the organism in Eukaryota, Viridiplantae, Streptophyta, Magnoliopsida, Lamiales, Orobanchaceae. The record is from the annotation of a GenBank genome assembly.
AUGCCAUCACAAUUAAGAUACUUGCAGUAUGUAUCGAGAAGGAACGUCGCCACAGAGUGGCCCCCAUUAGACAGGGAUCUCACAAUGGAUUGUGUCAUUAUUAGAACAAUCCCAAACUUCGAUGGAGAAGGUGGAUGCUGGCCAAUUUUUCGUAUUUAUGGGCAAGAUCCUCGCCAAGCGUCUGACCGUACACCUAAGGUUCUAUUUUCAACUCCAAAGAAGAGUAGAGUUGUUCGACAUUACAAGCAGCAACAUUUUGAUCUCAAGGUGUUGUUGUACUGGAAUGUAUCUGCUUGCUUGGCAACAAAGAUCGGGAAGUCAUGA